Messenger RNA from Lodderomyces oxycetoniae, 2241 nucleotides. RefSeq names its product SAGA complex subunit. The record is from RefSeq and is a predicted model, not a curated record. NCBI's taxonomy places the organism in Eukaryota, Fungi, Ascomycota, Pichiomycetes, Serinales, Debaryomycetaceae. The transcript has a single exon. The coding region runs from base 1 to 2241 and encodes 746 amino acids. Gene Ontology annotation, molecular function: protein binding. Gene Ontology annotation, cellular component: SAGA complex; nucleus.
AUGGCGUCUAUUGAGCAAGAUGACAUUUUCAACGUUGAAGAUGAUGAAAUGGAAGACGAAUAUCAAGAGGAAGAACCACCUCAAGAUUAUGAUAUGAGGGAUGCCGAUGAGGAGGAUACCCAAGCAAGAGGUGAUGAUAGAGAUACUAUGCAAGUAGAUGAAGAUAUAAAUGAAGGGCUAGAAGAUGAAGAUGAUGAAGGACAAGUAGAAGGAGAAGAAGAAGAAGAAGAAGAAGAAGAAGAUGAUGAUGAUGAGGAGGAGGAGGAGGAGGAGGAGGAAGAUGUCGACGAAGAGGAAGGCGACAAAGGAGCUGAGGAAGGUGAAGAAGAAGAAGAAGAAGAAGAAGAAGAUGAAGAUGAUGAUGACGAGGAAGAGGAGCAAGAGGAGCACGAAAAGCUGGAAAAGCUGGAAAUUGCCGGAAAAAUUGUCAAGGACAACAAUCCUGAGAAUAUAGCGCAUAAAGUGAGUAAACUGAUUGAUGAGGUAAAUGACCUGAGUUUAGAACAACAGGAAGGUAAAGAGCCAGUACCCAACAGCAUACCAGAGAACAAUCAGGGUUCAUCGAGACCGUCCUCGUCGUUAAAAGAAGACCUCAAUAAUACUAAACUACCGUCUGAAAACACAAAAGAUACAUCAAUUGACGAUAGGGAAGAAACAACCAAUGUCAUUGAGGAAAAAGAGGAGAUGGUGGAGGUGGAGGUGGUGGAAAUGGAGGCCGAGGAAAACCUAUCUUUUCGAGAACAGAUAAUUGCAAAAGCGCAAAAAGCAACUGAAUUUGAUAUUAUACCACAAGUGGCUAUACCUUAUACAUCUCAAUGUCAUACAUUGGCAUUUACUCAUGGUCCCAAGUGGAUAUUGACUGGUGGAGAAGAUGGUUUCAUACGAAAAUAUGACUUUAUACUGUCUAUACAGGGGAAAGCACCGCUUACCAUGGCACAAAAGCACAAUUUAUCUGACUCAUUGACUAAUGCAGGUGUUAUAUGCUCAUACUGGGAAAACGAGCAGCCAUACACAAGAAAGCAAUUAAUGAAACUAAACCCAAAACUAAAGGAUUCUGAUUUUUCAACUGGUAGUGUUUCUUAUGAACCCAAGAUUAACCCUGUUUAUGCAUUAGAAGCCGAGAAAAAUGGUUAUUGGUGUUUAAGUGGACUUUCUUCUGGAGGAAUAUGUUUAUAUACUAUGAGGUAUAACGAAGGCGCAAUACAUUACUACUUCAACCAUGGCACCAAACAAAACCCGCGACGUGGACAUACUGACACUGUGAGUGUGCUCAGAUUAAACCAUGAAGAGAACAAAUUUAUAAGCGGAUCAUGGGACAAGACGAUACGAGAAUGGGAUUUGAACACUGGGAAAACAAUAACCGAGUUUCUCCCGUCUUCGGGUCAAAUAUCAAAUAUCCAGUUUCGUCCAGAUGGGCUCGAAGAUGUGACAUUUCAGGUUAUGGGAACAGAAAGAGAAGCUACCAAUCAACAGCAGGAGGAAAGGGCAGGACAAACCGCUGCUACUAUUAAUAAUAACAAUAAAAAUGACAAUGAGUACGACGACGAUGAUGAUGAUGAUGAUGAUGUAGACUCCUUAUUUGGAGAUUCUGACAAAGAAGAUGGAAAGGAAAAACAAGACAAUGCUACAAAGAGAUCUUCAGAGGCACAAUCAAAAGUGCACAGAAAUUCUGAUAUUUUCAUGAGCUCAAGUAUCGAUGGAACUAUUAACAUAUGGGAUGUUCGAGUUCAACAACCAGUAAUACGAAUAGGCAUUUCCGAGGGAAUUCCCCCUUGGUGUAUGUCACUGACAUGGUCAAACAACGGGGAUUUUAUCUAUGCUGGACGUAGAAAUUCCACGAUUGAGGAAAUAUCAAUCAAGAUGCCGCACAGGAGAUCUAGCUCGGGUCAUCACAAAGAUACGAUGGUCCCUAACGUUUCCAAGCUUUUGCAAUUCCCCAAAAUCAGUGGACCUGUUAGUGCAAUCAGUACUAUGCCCAAUGAUAAGUUUUUGCUUUGUGGGUCAAACGAUAAUAUCAGAUUAUACGACUUGAGAUUGUAUGACGAUUUGAAUAAUUCCGCAGUUAAUUUGAAAAAGCAAGCAACACCAUUCUUAAUUGUUCCUGGACAUCAUGGUGGUAUGUUGUCGCAAUUGUAUGUGGAUGAAACAGGUAGAUUUAUGGUUAGUGCAAGUGGAUAUAGAGGUUGGGGGCACGGUCAUUUUACCGAUACUGUUCUCAUUUACGAAAUUGAUUUUGAAUAA